Molecule: messenger RNA, 2883 nt
Organism: Vidua chalybeata
Lineage: Eukaryota; Metazoa; Chordata; Aves; Passeriformes; Viduidae
Gene: NEK6
Product: NIMA related kinase 6
Exons: 10
Coding region: 1026-1970 (314 amino acids)
Biological process (GO): protein phosphorylation
Molecular function (GO): protein kinase activity; ATP binding
Source: RefSeq, a predicted model, not a curated record
UCACGGGUUUGCACGUGUGCCACCUGCAGAAUCACUUGGCUAAGGGAAAAAUACAGGAACCUUUUACAAGAAAAAAAAUCUUUGUAAUUUCUCUGUUGCCAGUACAGGGCUAACUUCACCUGGAGCAAUUUUAAGAAUUUUCUGGAGAAAACAGUUACAGCUUUAGUUCCACAAAUACAUAGACUGAUGCUGAAAUUUGCAAGCAACUGACAUGAACAGAACAUAUGUAACUGACCAGAAAACAAAGUCAAUGAACAAAACAAAACGUACAUAAACAAAACACAAUGUAAAUGACCAGAACAGGGAAGAAGCUGCAGCCAACACACCGGAGGUUUUAUGUGGGUGUUAUUUGCACUAUAUGGCACCAGCCUGAACCACAGCAGCAAUAUCAAAGAACUGUUCAACUUAUUCAUAAUUAGCAGUGGGAAUGCCCAGGCUUCGUUUUGUGCUCACAAAGGACCAGGGGCUGCGUUGAAGGGAACUGGAACUCUUUAAUUAACUCCUUUCUAGAGCUUUCCUUUGUUGAGGCUUGCAGGCCCCGUGUUGCUCGCGGAUGGAGGGAGCCCUGUCCCUCCCUCAGGACUCGGUGCUGGGGCGGCCGUUGCGGGCGCCCCCGGGGCAGAGCGCGAUGCGGGGCCGGGAGCGGCGGGCCCCGCUCCGCUCCCACAGCACCGCCGCGCCUCCCACACGCCGCCGCCCCGGCCGGCCGUGCCCGUGAGGGCAGCGGCUCCUCCAGCGCCGCCGCCCCGCAGGGUUCCAGCCCUGCCCUGCGGAAGGUGCCGGAGGGUUCUGGCGCCGCAGCGGGUCCCGCUGUGAGGAGCCGGGGUGGGCCGGCAGCCGUUGCCCACACAGGGUGCCCACAGCGGCUGCAGCGGGGCCGUGGGCGCCAUUCCUGAGGUGACGCCGGGCUGGUGAGGCCGCCGAGUUCCGAGAAGAGGCGUCCCACGGCGUUCGGGACCUGAGGGGCUGCCGGGAGGAAGCCGCGGCAUUGCUCAGAGCCGAGAGGCAGAGUUUGGUAUGAUACCAUGGAAGGGCAGCACAACCAUCCUCAUCAUCUAGGGGACCAGAACAACCCUCUGUGCAAGCUGCCGGGGCAGGAAUUCCAGCAUGAUCCUCAGAGACAUUUAACGUCGUACCCGUAUCGCUGCACCUUGGCAGAUUUUCAGAUUGAGAAAAAGAUCGGACGAGGCCAGUUCAGCGAAGUUUACAAAGCAACUUGUCUUCUGGACAGGAAACCCGUGGCACUGAAGAAAGUGCAGAUUUUUGAAAUGAUGGAUGCCAAGGCAAGGCAAGAUUGCAUUAAAGAAAUUGACCUCUUGAAGCAACUGAACCACCCCAACAUAAUUAAGUAUUUGGAUUCUUUCAUUGAAGACAAUGAACUCAACAUUGUCCUGGAGCUGGCUGAUGCUGGGGAUCUCUCUCAGAUGAUUAAGUAUUUUAAAAAGCAGAAACGGUUAAUCCCGGAAAGGACGGUGUGGAAAUAUUUUGUGCAGUUAUGCAGUGCAGUGGAACACAUGCACUCCCGCAGGGUGAUGCACAGAGACAUAAAACCAGCCAACGUGUUUAUAACAGCCACAGGGGUGGUGAAGCUGGGAGAUCUUGGAUUAGGCCGGUUUUUUAGUUCUAAAACCACUGCAGCACAUUCCUUAGUGGGAACUCCCUACUAUAUGUCCCCAGAGCGAAUACACGAGAACGGCUAUAACUUUAAGUCUGAUAUCUGGUCUUUGGGCUGUUUAUUGUAUGAGAUGGCAGCUCUGCAAAGUCCCUUCUAUGGAGAUAAAAUGAACCUGUUUUCUCUUUGCCAAAAAAUAGAGCAAUGUGACUACCCACCUCUUCCAGCUGAACAUUAUUCUGAAAAGCUGCGGGAGCUGGUCAGCAUGUGCAUAUACCCCGACCCAGAUCAAAGGCCUGACAUCGGUUACGUGCACCAAAUAGCCAAACAAAUGCACGUGUGGACCUCGAGCACAUGAGCCGGGAGCCAGCACAGCUCAGUCUUACUUGAAUUCUUUUUCUCAGCUGAAAGCGACUGGUGCCAGGUCACACAGGUGGGAGGUUGAGCACUCGCAGCAGAGGCUCCAUCAUUUGCAGGUUAUUUGACAAGGACUCUUACAGGUGGUUGUGCUUUAACGUGAAGAUUCUGUGAGGUAUUGCAAGUGAUUCUUUUUAUUUUUUAUUUUUAAGGCAAAUAAUGUUACGGAUGUAGAUCAUUUAAGGGUCCUUUCUUAAAACUGUCGUGUGUAAUCUAGGAUAGCAGCUAUUACCGAGGGCUCAGCGUUUGCCAGACCUUCUAUCUUAACUGUAAUGUGAAAUAUUGAAAUAAUUCCUUCAGUGAAAUCACUUUAUACUAAUGUAAGGAUUACCAUAGAUUUUGUGUAAUUUGUAUAACUGCUACUUUGCCUCUUCUGCAAAUGGUUAAUAGCAAAUUCAGUUUUUACUUGGUAUAUUUUAAAGUAGCCAUUUAUGUUUUUAUUAAUUUCCUCCUCUUCAGACUUAGGAACUGGGAAGGGUUGGGGGAGUGGGAAACCCUUUUGUUUCAUGAUUUUUUUUAAAUUGAAAACUUAAAGAGUAUUUUGCUGAUGCAUUUCUCUGUCAGAGAUAAGUUAAACAUGAGCCUGGAGAAAAGAAGAUAAACAUGACAAGCAAACCCCUACCAGCCUUGCUCCUGCAGAGAAUUGCUCCUUUCCCUCACUUUUCCCUUUUGGAAUGGCUCUUCUUCACCUCCAGGUUCCUGUUUAAAACCAGUGUUUAUCAAAGCCAACUCAGUUUUGGUGCAGAGACUUUUACAUGUUCAAUAGUACAUUGGGUACUAUUGAUGGAACUUCAGCAGUGUUUUAAGCACUUGGAGAAUUUUUAAAAAAUAAAUGAAAUGCUUUGUGUAUGGAA